This is a messenger RNA of Oncorhynchus masou masou (cherry salmon), 2171 nucleotides long. RefSeq names its product protein CLEC16A-like. Gene Ontology annotation, biological process: regulation of autophagosome maturation; endosomal transport; endosome to lysosome transport. The record is from RefSeq and is a predicted model, not a curated record. Gene Ontology annotation, cellular component: late endosome; endolysosome membrane. NCBI's taxonomy places the organism in Eukaryota, Metazoa, Chordata, Actinopteri, Salmoniformes, Salmonidae.
CUACGUUCGGGUAUGUCCCCUUCUCGCUUCGUUAGCCAGAGCUAUUUGGUUAGCUAGAUAUUUUGUUAGCUAUAUAUAUAUAUAUAUUGGAUACCUUGUACGGGAUAUAUGGACGUGAUGGGAUUGAUAUAACAGGCAAAAAAACCUAAGCUAGCAUCAACAUCUUUUUUAAAAGUGCAACUAUGUUCGGUCGGUCACGGAGUUGGGGAGGAGGACAGGGGAAAACAAAAAAUAUUCAUUCCCUGGACCAUCUCAAGUAUAUGUACCAUGUCCUGACUAAGAACACCACGGUAACCGACAGCAACAGGAACUUGCUGGUGGAGACCAUUCGCUCCAUCACUGAGAUACUCAUCUGGGGAGACCAGAACGACAGCUCCGUCUUUGACUUCUUCCUGGAGAAGAAUAUGUUUGCGUUCUUCCUGAAUAUCCUUCGCCAGAAGUCCGGUCGCUACGUCUGUGUCCAGCUACUUCAGACGCUCAACAUCCUGUUUGAAAAUAUCAGCCACGAGACGUCGCUCUAUUACCUGCUGUCCAACAACCACGUCAACUCCAUCAUCGUUCACAAGUUUGACUUCUCAGACGAGGAGAUCAUGGCUUAUUAUAUCUCCUUCCUGAAGACCCUGUCACUCAAACUGAACAACCACACUGUCCACUUCUUCUAUAACGAGCACACUAAUGAUUUUGCCCUGUACACCGAGGCCAUUAAGUUCUUCAACCACCCGGAGAGCAUGGUCCGUAUCGCAGUCAGAACCAUCACACUGAACGUCUACAAGGUCAGCUUGGACAACCAGCACAUGCUGCACUACAUUCGAGACAAGACGGCGGUCCCUUACUUCAGUAACCUGGUCUGGUUCAUCGGCUCCCACGUCAUAGAGCUGGACAAGUGUGUUCAGACAGACCAAGAGCAUCGUAACCGGGGGAAGCUGAGUGACUUGGUAGCAGAGCAUCUCGACCAUCUCCACUACCUGAACGAUAUCCUGACGAUCAACUGCGAGUUCCUGAACGAUGUCCUGACAGACCACCUGCUCAACCGUCUUUUCCUGCCUCUCUACGUCUUCUCUCUGGUCUGCCCUGAGCAGUCUGAAGAUCGUAAGAUCAACCCUCAGGUGUCCCUUAACCUACUGUCACAGGUGUUUCUCAUCAUCCACUACCAGCCGCUGGUCAACUCUCUGGCUGAAGUCAUCUUCAACGGAGACCUGUCUGUCUUCACACAGCACAAAAACACAGUCAGCGCAGGCGUCCGUCGCUUCACCAAGCCUCCUGAGUCUCGGCGGUCUCUGGAGCUGUCCUGCAAUCGGGGCCGCAAGCGAGCUCAGAAACGCCCCAACUAUAAGAACCUGGGAGAGGAGGAGGAGGAGGAAGAGAGGAGAGGCCGGGGAGGAGAGGAGGGCUUGGAGGACAGCGAGAGAGCGAGGAGAGAGGCUAAAGGUACAGAAGGGAGCAGUAAGGGAAGCAGCAGGACAAGUGGGGAGAUGGAAGAGAUAGAGAUGGUGGUGAUGGACAAGGGGAAAGAGACGUUGUCGUCGACGACGGAACAGAAUAUCACCGACGAGGAGAAGACUGCUGCCGCUGCUCGCACACAGAGGAGGAGACCGUUCCUAGACAUGGUGUACAGUGCUCUAGAUUGUAGUGAAGACGAUUACCAUGCUCUGUUUGUGCUCUGUCUUCUCUACGCCGUGUCACACAGCAAAGGUAUCAACCGUGAGUUGUUGGAGAGGCUGCAGCUACCAGUCCCAGACCAGGAGAGGAGCUGCUACAGCCAGGUGUUGGUGGAGAGACUCAUACGAGUGAUGAACGUGGCCGCACAACCAGAUGGUAAGGUACGUCUGGCUACUCUGGAGCUGAGCUGUCUGCUGUUGAAACGGUCCGUCCUCUCCUCCUCCUCCUCCUCUUCCUCCUCUCCUGCUCACUGCAUCAUCAAGGACGUACACCUGGCCUGUCUCGAGGGAGCCAGAGAAGAGAGUCUGCAUCUCCUACGGCGUUUCUAUAAGGGGGAGGAGAUCUUCCUGGACAUGUUUGAAGAUGAGUACAGGAGCAUGACGAGUAAGCCCCUGAACGUGGAGUACCUGAUGAUGGACGCGUCCGUUCUACUUCCCCCUACUGGUACUCCUCUGACUGGAAUAGACUUCGUUAAGAGACUGCCCUGUGGAGGAGUAGAGAAGACCAGACGG